Molecule: messenger RNA, 2202 nt
Organism: Nematocida homosporus
Lineage: Eukaryota; Fungi; Microsporidia
Product: DNA replication licensing factor MCM4
Exons: 1
Coding region: 1-2202 (733 amino acids)
Biological process (GO): mitotic DNA replication initiation; DNA replication; DNA strand elongation involved in DNA replication
Cellular component (GO): MCM complex; nucleus
Molecular function (GO): ATP binding; ATP hydrolysis activity; single-stranded DNA binding
Source: RefSeq, a predicted model, not a curated record
AUGGCUGACGAUAGUACCCAAGGAGAACCCAAUUCAGUCGCCUUUUCUUUCGAAGAUGCCAGUCAAAUGUACCUCAGUGCCACCAAAAACACAUCUUCUUUCAGCACCGAGAAUUGUCAAAAUCUGGUUGAACCAAUCAGAGCACAGACCGAGGAGAACGUCCGGGUGGUUUGGGGAACCACAAUUAACAUUCAUGAUACAAUCGAGCAGUUUAAAGACUUUAUCCGAUCUUAUACGACCGAAGAUGGCCGCACUCCAUACUUAUCCAUGCUGGAAGAAAUGCACGAGGUUGAAAGAACAACUUUAAAGAUUGAUUGUACUCAUCUCAAGUCAGAUAAGUAUCUUUCUUUGCAUAGCAAAAUACUUCAUUAUCCAGUUGAGAUUUUUCCUCUUUUGGAAAUUGCCGUUACUGAUAUUUAUUUAGAAAGGUAUCCUUCAGCUGCUCCGCAUAUCAAAAUCAUUCUUAACAACAUUGAGAACUCCAAGUACAUUCGUGAUCUUAUGCCUAGUGAUAUUGAUACUUUAAUUGAAAUUACAGGGAUGGUGACUAAGACUAGUAGUAUAAUUCCAGAUAUUACUACGGCUAUCUUUGUUUGCAACAAGUGCCAGGCUUCAGUUAAGUCAGAAGUCGUGCGUGGAGUUAUCUCUGAGCCGGUUGAUUGUGCUUGUGGUGAAAAGUUUACUAUGGAAAUGGACAGUUCGCUAUCUUCCUUCCAGGAUAAGCAGAUCAUUAAGUUGCAAGAACUCCCUGAAAUGUCCAAAGACGGUUUAGUUCCUUCAACCAUUACAGUGAUUGCUAAUUCUAUUCUGACUGAUAAGCUAGUGCCUGGAGAUAAGGUGCAGAUUUCUGGGAUUUAUCGGGCUGUGCCUUUGAAACUGAACUAUCUGCACCGGACAAUCAAAAGUUCAUUCAAUACUUACUUGGAAAUGGUUAGUUUCAAUUUGCUAUCGCACACUCCGGAAUCUCAAGAUGGCUUUGAUGUUCUUGGCCAGAUUGAAGAGUUGCGUAAUAGUAAGACGCUCUACCAUGAUUUAGCUGCUUCAGUGGCCCCUUCUAUUUAUGGUAUGCUUGAUGUUAAGAAAGCUUUAUUGUUACAGAUGUUUGGUGGAGUCACGAAGACCUUGAAUGGUGCUCGUUUUCGGGGUGACAUUAAUGUGUUGUUAGCUGGAGAUCCGGGAGUGGCUAAAAGUCAGCUUAUUCUGGGUGUGCACCGAUUAAUGGAUCGAGGUGUGUAUACGAGUGGUAAAGGAUCAAGUGCAGUUGGUUUGACGGCUAAUGUAUCUCGUGAUUCAGAUAGUGGCCAGUAUAUUUUGGAAUCUGGAGCUCUAGUUAUUAGUGAUGGAGGUAUUUGUUGUAUUGAUGAGUUUGAUAAGAUGGAUGAAUCUACACGAAGUGUUCUUCAUGAAGCUAUGGAGCAACAAACAGUUAGUGUGGCUAAAGCUGGGAUUAUUACUACACUUAAUGCUCGUUGUUCUAUUUUGGCGGCUUGUAAUCCGAUUGGCAGUAAUUAUGAUCCCAAACGGAAUAUUAUUGAGAAUCUAAACAUUCCACCGACCUUACUAAGUCGUUUUGAUAUUGUUUGUCUUUUACUUGAUAAGAUCGAUCCGGUUCGAGAUAGGGAAAUUAGUUCUUAUAUCAUUGAUUUGUAUGCUGGGGAAGAAGAUAAAAGUAAAGGUCCCAUUGAUCCUAAGGUUUUAAAGCAGUACAUCAAAGAAGGCCGUCGAAUCAAUCCCAGGAUCACUCCAGAAUCAGCUGAAAAGAUAUCUAAGGGCUACCAAGAGCUAAGACUACUUGGUAAUGGCAAGAGUGUAACCGCCACAACGAGACAGCUGGAAAGUAUUAUUCGGCUUAGUGAGGCGCAUGCUCGUAUGCGACUCUCAUCUAAAGUCGAGCCAGAGGAUGUAGAAGAAGCCAUGCGACUAAUCAAAGACUCUAUUCAUAUCUAUGCCAUUGAUCCAGUUACCGGUCGAAUUGACAUGGAGCUAAUCCAUUCCGGAAAGACUACUGCCGCUAUUCAGCAAGAAGAAGAUCUUAAGGAAGAAGUUCUUAAGGCUCUAGGCAAAGGCUCGACUAUUCCAGCCCUACUAGAACGUCUUCUACCCAAGUUCCGCCUAACCGAAAAAUCACUGCUUUCUACCUUAGAAGAACUCCAAGAUGAAGGCAAACUUGUACUUGAUGGCUACUAUGCCACCCCUAACUAA